Messenger RNA from Setaria italica (foxtail millet), 666 nucleotides. RefSeq names its product protein YABBY 7. The record is from RefSeq and is a predicted model, not a curated record. The coding region runs from base 1 to 501 and encodes 166 amino acids. Gene Ontology annotation, biological process: multicellular organism development; plant ovule development; polarity specification of adaxial/abaxial axis. Gene Ontology annotation, cellular component: nucleus. Lineage: Eukaryota; Viridiplantae; Streptophyta; Magnoliopsida; Poales; Poaceae. The transcript has 6 exons.
AUGGCGUCCGCGGCGCACCACCCCUGCUUCGGCGGCCUCCUCCCGGAGCGGCUCGGCUACGUCCAGUGCAGCUUCUGCGCCACCAUCCUACUGGUGAGCGUCCCGUGCGGCGGCGGCCUGCAGCUGGAGACGGUGGCCGUGCAGUGCGGCAACUGCGCCGGCAUCCUCUCCGUCACGGUGCCACCGUCGCCUCCGGCGUCCAUCGAGCUACUGCUGCAGGUCACCACCGAGCCGGCCCUUGAUCCGCCGCCGAGGGACUCUGACGAGAGCAGUGCAGAGGACAGGGAGGCGGAGGCCGCAGUUGCAGAGAACCAUGCAUUCCCUGCGGUUAACAAACCUCCGGUGAGGAAGCAGCGGACGCCGUCAGCCUACAACUGCUUCAUCAAGGAGGAGAUAAGGAGGAUCAAGGCGAGAGACCCUAACAUAACCCAUAAAGAGGCCUUCAGCGCUGCUUCGAAGAACUGGGCUCACUUACCAAGAAUCCAGCAGAAGGAAAACUGAAAGAUCUGCUCCUGCUGCAAACAAUUUCAAGAUCUGCAAGCUGCAAAACAGGAUUAACUGCGACCUGAAUAAGGCAAUGCUGUAGUCAGGUUCAGAAAAAGCAAACAGGAUCCACGUUGUAGCUUCAGAUGAGUUCCAUGGACUUCCAUUUUGUACAUAAACCUU